This is a messenger RNA of Cucurbita moschata (crookneck pumpkin), 1077 nucleotides long. Its product is annotated as deSI-like protein At4g17486. Gene Ontology annotation, molecular function: deubiquitinase activity. NCBI's taxonomy places the organism in Eukaryota, Viridiplantae, Streptophyta, Magnoliopsida, Cucurbitales, Cucurbitaceae. The transcript has 4 exons. The coding region runs from base 114 to 800 and encodes 228 amino acids. Gene Ontology annotation, biological process: protein deubiquitination. The record is from RefSeq and is a predicted model, not a curated record.
CCCAAGCCCGCUUUAAAAGAUUCCCGUUUCCCAAUCCAGCUUUAAAAAACUAUGAACUUUGUUAAUAAUCAAGAAAGUUAUGAUUACCCUAAGCGAGUGGGAGUGAGAUCGAAAUGUGGUGCAGAAGAAUCUCCUGCAAUGGCGACUCUGGAUCGGUGCCAGUGUACCUCAAUGUGUACGACCUGACGCACAUUAAUGGCUACGCAUAUUGGCUCGGCCUCGGAGUUUAUCAUUCUGGUGUACAAGUUCAUGGAAUUGAAUUUGCAUUUGGGGCUCAUGAGUAUCCAAGUACAGGGAUAUUUGAAGGGGAACCGAAGCAAUGUGAUGGAUUCAAGUUCAGAGAAUCAAUUUUGAUUGGGAAAACAGAUAUGAGUGAAGCAGAAGUGAGGUCAUUAAUGGAGGAACUUGGUAAAGAUUACAGAGGAAAUGCAUAUAAUCUCAUCACCAAAAAUUGCAACCAUUUUUGCAACCAUGUUUGCAUCAAACUCACUGGAAAUCCCAUCCCAAAUUGGGUCAAUCGCCUCGCUAGAAUUGGGUGGAUAUGCAACUGUGUUUUACCAGCAACCUUAAACUCCACGAAAUUUGGACAAAACAGAGCGCAAAAGAAGAGAGGUGAAGAAAAACAAGAAGAAGAAGAAGAAGAGAAGAAGAAGAAGGAAUUGGCAAGAAGAAUCCAAACAGCUGAAAUUUCAGCUUCUAAUUCUUCAUCUUCUUCAACUACUACUCUCCGCAGAGGAAGAAGCAGAACCAGACGUCCUCGUCUUCCAGCUUCACCAUUGAUACCCACUUCAAGUUCUUGAAGAUUGUUAUUUUACUAAUUCCCCCUCUAAAUUAUAUCUCUCUCUCUAAAAAAAAAAAAGGCAUUCUUGGGGGGUAUAUCAGUGAUUAUGUAAAUUGUGUAUUAUUAGGCAAAGUGGGCUGUUUUUUCUCUCUCUGCAAUGUUUUUUCCCCACCAUUAAUGAUUCCCAUUUUCUUGGAUUUUCUUGAGCUCCCAUUGAAGUUCUUACAGGCUGGGUUUAAUUUCCAGGUGAGAUGUGGAUUGGAAUUCAAAUUUUGAUGAAAUUGCUUAAUGGGGCA